Delphinapterus leucas (beluga whale) is the source of this 4892-nucleotide messenger RNA. RefSeq names its product integrin subunit alpha 3 (gene ITGA3). Gene Ontology annotation, molecular function: integrin binding. Lineage: Eukaryota; Metazoa; Chordata; Mammalia; Artiodactyla; Monodontidae. Gene Ontology annotation, biological process: leukocyte migration; cell-matrix adhesion; cell-cell adhesion. The record is from RefSeq and is a predicted model, not a curated record. Gene Ontology annotation, cellular component: external side of plasma membrane; integrin complex.
AGAUCCGCUGCCGAGCCCGGAUCGGAGGCGACAGUGCGGCCAAGUGGGCGCGGCCGGCACGAGUUGGGGGGCAGGGUGCCCGGGGCAGGGGGGCGGUGACCCGGGACAGUGCAGGCGGGAGAACAGACCCGCGGACCUCAGAGGGGAAUCUGAGAGCUCAGACCGUGAACGGACGUGAAACUGGCCAGGGCUGGGGGCCAGAAACUGAUCAGCGCUUCGGGGUCAACUAAGCGGACGCCAGAGUGUUCUCCGGUGGCGCGGGGGAGCAGGUGAACAGGUCCUCACUCCCAGCUCCACGCCCUCACGCGCUCUCGCCCGGGCCCCGGCUCCCGUCCGCAGCCAUGGGCCCCGGCCCCAGCCGCGCCGCCCGCGUCCUACGCCCGAUGUUCUGCGCGCUCGCCUUGAUGGUGGCCGCCAGCGACCGCGUCGCCUCCGCCUUCAACCUGGACACCCGAUUCCUGGUGGUGAAGGAGGCCGGGAACCCGGGCAGCCUCUUCGGCUACUCGGUCGCCCUCCAUCGGCAGACGGAGCGGCAGCAGCGUUACCUGCUCCUGGCUGGCGCCCCCCGGGACCUUGCUGUGCCUGAUGGCUAUACCAACCAGACCGGUGCAGUGUACCUGUGCCCACUCACCGCCCACAAGAACGACUGUGAACGGAUGGACAUUGCAGAGAAAAGUGACCCUGACCAUCACAUUAUUGAGGACAUGUGGCUCGGGGUGACUGUGGCCAGCCAGGGCCCUGCGGGCAGAGUCCUGGUCUGUGCCCACCGCUACACCCAGGUGUUGUGGUCGGGGUCGGAGGACCAGCGGCGCAUGGUGGGCAAGUGCUAUGUGAGGGGCAACGACCUGGAGCUGGACCCCAGUGAUGACUGGCAGACCUACCACAACGAGAUGUGCAACAGCAACACCGACUACCUGGAGACCGGCAUGUGUCAGCUGGGCGCCAGCGGCGGCUUCACCCAAAACACUGUGUACUUUGGCGCUCCUGGUGCCUACAACUGGAAAGGAAACAGCUACAUGAUUCAGCGGAAGGACUGGGAUUUAUCCGAAUAUAGUUACAAGGACCCAGCGGACCAAGGCAACCUCUACAUUGGCUACACGAUGCAGGUGGGCAGUGCCGUCCUGCACCCUACGAGCACCACCAUUGUGACGGGUGCCCCUCGGCACCAACACGUGGGCGCUGUCUUUUUGCUGAGCCAGGAGGCGGGUGGAGACCUGCGGAGGAGGCAGGUGCUGGAGGGCAGGCAGGUGGGCGCCUAUUUUGGCAGUGCCAUUGCCCUGGCAGACCUGAACAAUGAUGGGUGGCAGGACCUCCUGGUGGGUGCCCCCUAUUACUUUGAGCGGAAAGAGGAGGUAGGGGGUGCCAUUUAUGUCUUCAUGAACCAGGCAGGCACCUCCUUCCCGGCCCACCCCUCCCUCCUUCUUCACGGCCCCAGUCGCUCUGCCUUUGGCUUCUCCGUGGCAAGCAUCGGUGACAUCAACCAGGAUGGAUUCCAGGACGUUGCCGUGGGAGCCCCUUUCGAGGGCUUGGGCAAAGUGUACCUCUACCACGGCAGCUCCAGGGGGCUCCUCAGACAGCCCCAGCAGGUAAUACACGGAGAGAAGCUGGGACUGCCUGGCUUGGCCACCUUCGGCUACUCCCUGAGUGGGCAGAUGGAUGUGGAUGAGAACCUCUACCCAGACCUGCUGGUGGGGAGCCUGUCAGACCACAUCGUGCUGCUGCGGGCCCGGCCUGUCAUCAACAUCCUCCACAGGACCUUGGUGGCCAGGCCAUCUGUACUGGACCCCGCACUCUGCACAGCCACCUCCUGCGUGCAGGUGGAGCUGUGCUUUGCUUACAACCAGAGUGCCGGGGACCCCAACUACAGGCGGAACAUCACCCUGGCCUACACUCUGGAGGCCGACCGGGACCGCCGCCCACCCCGGCUCCGCUUUGCACGCAGUCAGUCAGCUAUCUUCCAUGGCUUCUUCUCCAUGCCCGAGAUGCGCUGCCAGACGCUGGAGCUGCUCCUGAUGGACAACGUCCGCGACAAACUCCGACCCAUCAUCAUCUCCAUGAACUACUCUUUACCUUUGCGGAUGCCUGAGCGCCCCCGACUGGGGCUUCGGUCCCUGGACGCCUACCCGGUCCUCAACCAGGCGCAGGCUCUGGAGAACCACACGGAGGUCCAGUUCCAGAAGGAGUGCGGGCCGGACAACAAGUGCGACAGCAACUUGCAGAUGCAGGCGGCCUUCGUGUCUGAGCUGGGGCAGCGGCUGAGCAGGCUCCCGUACAGUAGAGACUUCCGAAAACUGCUGCUGAGCAUCAACUUGACCAACACCCCAAGCCGGGAGCGGGCUGGGGAAGACGCCCACGAGGCGCUGCUCACCCUGGCGGUGCCUCCCGCCCUGCUGCUGUCCUCAGUGCGCCCCCCUGGAGCUUGCCAAGCCAACGAGACCAUGACCAUCGUUUGCGAGCUGGGGAACCCCUUCAAACGGAACCAGAGGAUGGAGCUGCUCAUUGCCUUCGAGGUCAUUGGGGUGACCCUGCACACAAGGGAACUCCAGGCACAGCUGCAGCUCUCCACGUCAAGUCACCAGGAUGACCUGUGGCCCAUAACCCUGACUCUGCUGGUGGAUUACACACUCCAGGCCUCGCUCAGCAUGGUGAGUCACCGGCUACAAAGCUUCUUUGGGGGGACAGUGAUGGGUGAGUCUGGCAUGAAAACUGUGGAGGAUGUGGGAAGCCCUCUCAAGUAUGAAUUCCAGGUGGGCCCAGUGGGGGAAGGGCUGGCAGCCCUUGGUACCCUGAUCCUGGGGCUGGAGUGGCCCUAUGAAGUCAGCAAUGGCAAGUGGCUGCUAUACCCCACAGAGAUCACGGUCCACGGCAAUGGGUCCUGGCACUGCCGGCCACCUGGAGACCUUGUCAACCCUCUCAACCUCACUCUCUCUGUUCCUGGGGACAGGCCGCCAUCUCCACAACGCAGGCGGCGACAACUGGACCCCGGGGGAGGCCAGGGCCCCCUGCCGGUCACUCUGGCUGCUGCCAAGAAAGCCAAGUCUGAGAUCCAGCUGAGCUGUGGCGGUGACCACACCCGCUGUGUGUGGCUGGAGUGCAGGAUUCCUGAUGCCCCCGUCAUCACCAACGUGACAGUGCAGGCACGAGUGUGGAACAGCACCUUCAUCGAGGAUUACAAAGACUUUGACCGAGUCAGGGUAGCCAGCUGGGCCACCCUGUUCCUCCGAACCAGCGUCCCCACCAUCAACAUGGAGAACAAGACGGUGCGGUUCUCCGUGGACAUUGACUCUGAGCUGGUGGAGGAGCUGCCGGCCGAGAUCGAGCUGUGGCUGGUGCUUGUGGCUGUGAGUGCCGGGCUGCUGCUGCUGGGGUUGAUCAUCCUCUUGCUGUGGAAGUGCGGCUUCUUCAAGCGAGCCCGCACUCGGGCCCUGUAUGAAGCUAAGAGGCAGAAGGCGGAGAUGAAGAGCCAGCCAUCAGAGACAGAGAGGCUGACGGACGACUACUGAGGGGGGCAGCCCCCCACCCCUGGUCCACUGGUGUGACUUCUUUAAGCGGACCCGCUAUUACCGGAUCAUGCCCAAGUACCACGGGGUGCGGAUCCGGGAGGAGGAGCGCUACCCACCUCCAGGGAGAACCCUGCCCACCAAGAAGCACUGGGUGACCAGCUGGCAGACUCGCGACCGAUACUACUGACAUCCUCCCUGAUCCCACCCCUGCUCCCCUAGUGUCCCCUUCUUCUAUUUAUCAUAAGUUAUGCCCUGACGGUCCACAGGGGCUACUGCCUUUGGCUGGCACCAGCAGGCUCGGGCACACACACCUCUUCAAGUGUAUGCACGUGCCCUCCAGCCAUGGCCUUCUCCCCGAAGGAGGGCUGGGGCCGUGGAACUUGCACUGCUGAGCACUGCAGCCCUGUGCCCUGGACACAUAUGAGCACAUAUGGGUCCUACUGCUUGAGGACUGUGCUUGUGCACCCCAGAUGGUGCAUGGACAUGCGUGUGCCAGCCUCUGCCUGUGCCGUAACCAAGCCCAAGGGCCUCCACCAGAGCCAGGAGGAAGAGGCCCCCAAUGUGGUGACACCUCCUCUGUCACACUGGAGCCAUCGUGAGCCAUAGUCACUGGACUGACUGUCCUCAAGAUGAAAACUACUGACAGGCCCCCGGUGCAGCUCCCAAUACCCAUGCCAGAGAGUCGGAGCCUGCCUAAGGUUGUCCAAGGGGGUGUUCACAGGACCUGGCAUGCUCAGACCCAAGAGCAGAAGGAACUAGAAGGAAGGUCCCCAGGAUGGCUUUCUUUCAUGAAUCGUUGCGAAACCUCUGUCCUCAGCCAUGACCAUUCCAUGCACUAGCAGGAAAUUCAGCCCUAAGAAACAAAGAUGGACACAGUGCUAGGCAGCCAGGACACACUGUGCUGGGACUGCCCUGGGAGCACAAUGGAAUCCUCAACAGAAGAGGGGACUGGUCCUGGGCCAAGGAGAUGUUGGAAGGAUACAGAGCAGAUACCACUUUUCAGCCACAUUACCAUCCUGGCCUGGAGGGACCCCCACAAGGUCACAGAGGGAGCGACGCUUGAAUGUAGAACAGGGAGGGAGCCCCAUGACGCCACAUAAGCCAGACCCCGCCCCGCCCCCCCCCCGACCAUGGGCUGGAGACCUAGAAGUGAAGGUCUUGGCUGUCCUUGGCUUUCAGAGCCAGGUUAGCUCUGCCUUCUCCCCUGUGGCCCAUUCUAGAAGUUGAGGCUGGUUCCAGAAAACCUCUCCUGACCCCUGCCUAUUGGCAGGCCCCCUCCCCAACCCCUGCCCACUUCCAUGGUACUGUAGCAGGGGAGCUCCCUCCCCCUCCUCGUGCCUUCUUUGUAUAUAGGCUUCUCACGGCAGCCAGUAAAGAGCUCCCAGUUUG